Messenger RNA from Eruca vesicaria subsp. sativa (arugula), 1731 nucleotides. Lineage: Eukaryota; Viridiplantae; Streptophyta; Magnoliopsida; Brassicales; Brassicaceae. The record is from the annotation of a GenBank genome assembly.
GCCAACAAAAAAGAAAAGAAAAAUUAUAAAUCUGAAACCAUCCAUCUCGGCUUGUAAAUUCGAAAAGAAAAGCAUCAGAGAGAAGGAGGGGAAGGGUCAUCAUCAAUCAACGGUCCACAUUCAUCAUCCCUUGACGAUUUUUUUUUCCGGCAGACACAACAGAGGCGCUUUCAGUUAUGAGACUGAACUCGAGCUUAGCUUCUUCAACGAGUAUUUCGUGUACCACUUUCAAUAUAUUGGCUCCCAUUUACAAACGCGUUGAUCAACUGAAUCAGAGCAUUCGAGAGAGCCAUUUUCGCGCGCUAUGGUUUACUCGGAACCAAAAGAUAUUAGAUUUGCUACUCCACCAACGGUCCUCAGUGAUUUGUCUCCAGGAGGUUUGGGUUGGGAAUGAGGAAUUGGUGAACAUGUACAAUGAUCGCCUUGGCUCUGCUGGCUACUCUAUUUUCCACUUGCCUAGAACUAACCGUCGUGGCGAUGGUCUUUUAACAGCAAUCCAUAAGGACUACUUUGAACUUGUAAAUUACCGGGAGCUUCUCUUUAACGAUUUUGGAGACCGUGUUGCUCAGCUCUUACAUGUCAGAUCACUUGUUCCCUUUCCGCUCAAUGAGAAACAAAAUGUUCAACAAGAAGUUCUUAUAGUGAACACGCAUCUCUUGUUCCCACAUGAUUCUAGUUUAUCUAUUGCAAGAUUGCAUCAGGUUUACAAGAUUCUCGAAUAUCUAGAAGCUUACCAGAAGGAAAAUAAACUUACUCACAUACCCAUUAUUCUCUGCGGUGACUGGAAUGGAAGCAAGCGUGGGCAUGUCUACAAGUUCUUGAGAUCUCAAGGGUUCAUAUCAUCAUACGAUGUUGCUCAUCAGUACACGGAUAGUGAUGCUCAUAAGUGGGUAAGCCAUAGAAACCACAGGGGAAACAUAUGCGGAGUUGAUUUCAUCUGGCUAUGUAACCCUAGUAGCAAUUCAAGGAAACCAUUGAGAACAAGUUGGGUGGAAGCUGUUUUCAGCAUUAUCAAGGUGAGUGAGAUUGAUUCCUUCCCCCUUUGUCAUUGCAAAUCUUCAGAAACAAAGAAUGUUAAUCACUUUUGGAUUCUGAUGUCUCUUGAGGGUUUACAGUAUCAACUCCAGAAAGCUUCCAUAGCUGACGACAGCAAGGCCUUUGCUUUUCUUUGGGGAAAUAAGCAAAGUGAUUCACUAACUUACUCUGGCUUCUGCCAAGCACUUCGAAAGGUAAAUCUAAUGGGUAGACCACAUGGACUUAGCUUCCAAGAGACAAAAGAGCUAUGGGCUCGAGCUGAUCUUGAUGGAAAUGGUGUCUUCGACUAUGAACAACUUAAGAAAACUUGGAACACGAGGACUGUGGAUCAGUCUGAAAAGUGCAAAGAGAGUGUGAUGGAGAGUAUGAAAGAAGAAGAAGAAGCGGUUGGACUGAAAGUGAAGAAAGCUGUUCUGUUUCCGCAAGAAACAGAGAUAGGAUUGUGGCCUGAGAAUUACAGUCUCUCCGACCACGCUUGUCUGACCGUACAGUUCUCACCGGUCAAAAAUGCACUCUAGUUAAAUGUUGUGUCAUUAGUAUGGCUCUUGUAUAAUUUAAAAGGAGCAAGGAGAAAUUUUUACACCAAGAAGCUUUACAAACCUCUUUAAAGUUUGUAUAAAGUUCUUGAGAUAAUGCAUUUUUGAACUUUUGUAAUUGCAUCACUCUGUUUUCAGACAAAUAAAAAGAGUUUGUUUU